Lactuca sativa (garden lettuce) is the source of this 1646-nucleotide messenger RNA. Its product is annotated as transcription factor TCP4. The record is from RefSeq and is a predicted model, not a curated record. Lineage: Eukaryota; Viridiplantae; Streptophyta; Magnoliopsida; Asterales; Asteraceae. Gene Ontology annotation, molecular function: sequence-specific DNA binding; DNA-binding transcription factor activity. Gene Ontology annotation, cellular component: nucleus.
CGUGUUUUGUUUGAGUUUUGUGUUUUCGUUUCCAAAGGGUCUGAGUCUGGAUUCUCAGAGGAAUUAUCUGGAUUUUUACAAGAACAGCUUGAAUCAGAAUCAAGAACUGUUGGAUUCACGAUAUGUAGCGGAAGAAGAGGAAGAUAAUCAAGGGUUUCGAAUUGGGUUGCAUGGGUUUCCGUUUCACGGUGGAUUAGCUGGGGAGGCGGCGGCGGCGGCGGUGCAACCUCUGCUUCCGCCGCAGAAGAAACGGUCGUAUUUGUUUUCUUUGGUGGAAGACGAAAAUGCAACGGAUGAGAAAAUGGGAGGAAGUUAUCAGUACGAACAUCAAGAACUCUGCCGGCGGCAGUCACCGGUGGGUGGGUCGUCGAGAUUGGGGUUGAGAAACUCCGGUGGCGAAAUUGUGGAAGUUCACGGUGGUCACAUUGUACGGUCAACUGGUCGGAAAGAUAGACACAGUAAAGUAUGCACCGCGAAAGGACCGAGAGAUCGCCGUGUCCGCCUCGCCGCCCACACUGCCAUCCAAUUCUACGACGUACAAGACCGCCUGGGGUACGACCGUCCGAGCAAAGCCGUCGACUGGCUUAUUAAAAAAGCCAAAACCGCCAUUGAUGAGCUCGACGAGCUUCCGGCCUGGAAACCCACUUCCACCACCGCCGCCACAAAUUCAACUUCAAUUUUGAAUUUUGAACAACACCCAAAUGAUUGCAUUAUUGAUAAUCAAAUGAGUAACGCUCAAAAUUCAAGCUUUUUACCUCCAUCUCUUGAUUCAGACUCCAUAGCUGAUACGAUUAAGUCGUUUUUUCCGAUGGGUGGUUCCUCAACACCGCACAACAGUAACUCGUCGGCAAUGCAAUUUCAUCAGAGCUUCUCACCGACGGAUUUUCUUUCAAGAAGUAGUAAUCAAACUCAAGAUCUAAGACUCUCUCUUCAAUCAUUCAAAGAUCCGAUGCUUCACCACCACCACCACCACCAACAGACCGAAGAAGGUAACAGUAUGUUUCUAGAUGGCUCCGGCUGGCCGGAAAGAAUGGUGGGUUGGGGCGGUGGUGCUUCCGGUGGCUUUCCCUUCAGUUCGCCGCCAACACAAACAACGCCGUUCCUACAGAAUGAUUUGUUUAAUAACAAUUCUCAGAGGGGACCCCUUCAGUCCAGUAACACAUCUUCAGUUCGUGCUUGGAUCGACCAGCCACCGUUCGUCGGCGCUGCGGCAGUUGACCACCCGUCUUCUAUGUCCGGUUUCACUUCCGGCGUAGGUGGGUUCUCUGGGUAUCUUAUUCCGGCACGUAUUGAAGGUGAACAAGAGGAAGACGACGGCAUCUCUGAUAAACCGUCCUCUGCUUCCUCUGAUUCUCGCCAUUGAUUCACCUUCAUUCUUUAUAAUCUUCUCUAGAACAGGAUCAAUUACAGUUUUACGAAAACAGAGGAUAAAAAAGAUGAUUCAGCUUCACAGAGUCAAAUCAAUGGCCGCUACUACUACUUUUUCAAGAUUUUUGUAUUUUGUUUUAAUCGAGCAUAUGUUUAACUCUAAACUCCAUGCUAAAUUAUUUUUGAAUUACAUCUGCUCUUAGUUUAUGUACGCUAAUUGGGAUCGAAAUUAAUACUCUGCUAAAACAGAGCAAUAUAUAUGUUUUGAUUAUGCAUUC